AUGAACAGCUAUAAUAUUCCCUCUUUGUUGCAACUUCAAACCGGGAUUAUUGAUUUGGAAGAUAGGAAGCAGAAAGAGACAUGCUUGCACAGGUACACAAGAAAUGAUGAUGUGGACAAGGGAAAACUUUCUAUAACUGAUUGGGAGAUAGAAAACGAAUGCGGAAUUUGCAUGGAAAUUAAUACAAAGGUUGUGUUGCCUAAUUGCAGCCAUUCAUUGUGCUUGAAGUGUUUUCGCAACUG
This is a messenger RNA of Ilex paraguariensis (yerba mate), 242 nucleotides long. The record is from the annotation of a GenBank genome assembly. NCBI's taxonomy places the organism in Eukaryota, Viridiplantae, Streptophyta, Magnoliopsida, Aquifoliales, Aquifoliaceae.